AAUAUUUACUACGGUAUGCAUUUCAAAAGUUAAAACAAAGAGAAAAAGUUUCAACCUAUCAACAAAUGUCGGUGACUUGCGUAUAUACAGGUGCAAUCGACAUGCGUACACGGCACAAUAUAAAUCAUUAAAAAAUACUUUACAGCAAAACAUAUACCAACUCACUCCUGCAAAAGUUUUUUAAAAAUGUAUUAUAGUGUUCCGGUCAAGUCUAGACAACAAUCCCGGCUGUGUUUAAUGGAUCCAAAUAUUCCGAUUUUGUUUGUUUUUGUUUUAUUUUACGCUGUAUGUUGGCCAAUAUUGAUAUUUAACAGAGCAAAAAAUGUUGGAACUCAAAAAUAUCUGCUGCAUUUCGGUCCAUAGACGUAUGUUUUCUGGUCUUUAGUAUGUUCCGUUAUUACUUGACUACCCACAAUCCCUUAGUCAACAUGGAUCCUGUGUCGUGUAUUUCCUGUUAGUUGUCAACCCUACCCGGUUUUCCUCGUCCCGAUUUUCCUUUGUUUAUCAUUCCACGAUGGCAACAUGACGGUGAUAGCAGCAUGCAGCCGCUUCCUGCGUCGGUAUUUGUUCUGCCAGGAAGCUCUGAUCUUCUUUGUUUUAUUUGUGAUCGUCUACAAUUCACUGUUCCACGUCAAGCCAAUAUGGCGAUAUUUUCAAAGAGCAAAACUGAAAAUGCAACUUCGAUUGAAUGGACCGAAUAACACAUACAAUAAGAUUCCAGCUUCCCUUAGCUUUCCGGAGACUGAAGAGAAAAAGGCCUCGUGGGAUUUGAGGAAACCAAAUGCUGCUGUAUAUGCUAUCCAGGGGCGACGCCCACACAUGGAAGACAGGUUCAACAUUGUCAGUCGUCUAGAGCACACAGGCACAUCGAUCUAUGGAGUGUUUGAUGGACAUGGAGGAGAGUUUGCGGCUGACUUUGCAGAGAAGACUUUGUUUAAAAGUAUAAUGAUUCGGCUGCUGAAGGCAUCCCUUGAUGAACAGACAGAGAAUUUCACGUCAAUGCUAACACAGGAGAUGCUAAAUGUGGACAACCAGCUUUUAGACAUUGCACGAUCAAACAUGGACAUCUCAGGUUCUACAGCUUUGGUAGCCCUCGUGAAAGAUGGUAAACUUACCGUGGCAAACAUUGGAGAUUCACGAGGUGUUCUUUGUGACAAGGAGGGCAGGAGCAUACCACUGUCUUAUGACCACAAACCUCACUCGGUAAAGGAGAAGAGGAGAAUAAAAGAAGCUGGAGGUUUUGUGAGUUUUAACGGUGUGUGGAGAGUAGCCGGUGUUUUAGCCACAUCACGAGCACUUGGUGACUACCCCCUCAAAGACAAGAACCUUCUCAUUGCCGAACCAGACAUCCUUAGCUUUGACUGCAAGGAAAUACAACCUCAGUUUAUCAUCUUAGCAACAGAUGGAUUGUGGGAUGUGUUUGGUAACCAGGAAGCUGUGGAUUACAUCAAAGAGAGGCUGCAUGAGCCUCACUUUGGUGCCAAGAGUCUAGUGCUACAGGCCUAUUACCGUGGUUCACUAGACAAUAUAUCUGUGAUGGUUGUUAAAUUUGAUACAAAUUCAGAUCUGUUGAGGUAGUAAAUGUCCAAAACAAUUUUUGAAAAUAUAUGAACUUGAGUCUUUGUAUGUGUUCAAAUGAUGAAGAUCAUGAUCUGAUCUUGUAAGCUGUGUACAUAUGUAAAAAGUUGUUUUUUUAUGAUUUUGAAAAUGUCAAAGUCAUUUUUUUCCCAAGAGUGCUUAGAUUUCAUAUUUUUAAGACAAGAGAUAUUAUGAAAUAUGUAUAGAAACAAAUAAAAUGAAAUUAUGAUGACAAAUAUUCUGUUAAUUAUAAUGAUGAUUUCAUGUUUUUUUAUUCUAUAGAUUAUUAAACAAAUUCCCAACCUUAUCCAGAACCUUGAUGCGUUUUAAAACCCUGGACAUUUUUAAUGACUUAGUUUAGAAAGUGAAAGUGAAUGCAAGAUUGUCAAUAUUUUACUGAUUUGAGUAUGAAUCAGAUUUUAGAAACUCCUUACUUGUCAUAAAUCUAUGUGAAAACCAAUAGUCUGUGGCCCGUAUUAUUUUUAGAGUUUUUCACUUCGAGGGACUACACACAAAGUAAAGGUAGAUAACCCUGUGCUGUUUAUGCUGUUGUGAAUAUUAAGGUUGUGCAUGCUCAAAUUAAUAUUUUUGUAUUAUACCAAGUCUCAAAAUUCUACGCAGAUGGGCCGGUAUGCUUUUUAGAGGAUGUUCUGCUACUUUACUCAUCCUGCAAUAAGCCAAGGGGGACACACAUAAUAUUCAACUCAGAUUAUAGAUGGAGGGGCUUAUCACAGGGCAAAGUAAAUGUAUUUGUUAUUUCAGCUGAACUAAAACAGUAAGGGACAGGGUUAUUACAAGUUAUAGGCUUAUUGCCAGAAUGGUAAAAAAUGAUAUUCAUUUCUUUUUUGCUGUCACGCAACAAGACUGCUAACAGUAUGAAAAGGGCAUUAAAACAUAUUUACACCUGAAUGUUCCGUGAAAACCUAAAACAACUGAUUAAUUUGUGUAUGUUAACUGUACCGGCGAAAUCAAAGUUUAUUUCAUUAUCACUGACAGUUGAUGAAAAUGUUUUAUCAGAUUUAUACACAAUAUCAUUUUUGUAAGUGUAAGGUCAUAUAUCAAAUAAACCCAAGUUUCCUCUGACCCUGGCACCAGGCUUGGACAUUCUGAGAGAUAGAUAUUCUACAUCAGAUAUCUCUCUGUGAGAAUUUCAAAGUCUGAUGUAAAUGUAGAUCUAUCUUCAGUAUCUGUGAGAAUGUCAAAUUCUAGUGUUGGUAUAGAUCUAUCUUCAGUAUCUGUGAGAAUGUCAAAUUCUAGUGUUGAUAUAGAUCUAUCUUCAGUAUCUGUGAGAAUGUCAAAUUCUAGUGUUGAUAUAGAUCUAUCUUCAGUAUCUGUGAGAAUGUCAAAUUCUAGUGUUGAUAUAGAUCUAUCUUCAGUAUCUGUGAGAAUGUCAAAUUCUAGUGUUGAUAUAGAUCUAUCUUCAGUAUCUGUGAGAAUGUCAAAUUCUAGUGUUGAUAUAGAUCUAUCUUCAGUAUCUGUGAGAAUGUCAAAUUCUAGUGUUGAUAUAGAUCUAUCUUCAGUAUCUUUGAGGAUGUCAAAUUCUAGUGUUGAUAUAGAUCUAUCUUCAGUAUCUGUGAGAAUGUCAAAUUCUAGUGUUGAUAUAGAUCUAUCUUCAGUAUCUGUGAGAAUGUCAAAUUCUAGUGUUGAUAUAGAUCUAUCUUCAGUAUCUGUGAGAAUGUCAAAUUCUAGUGUUGAUAUAGAUCUAUCUUCAGUAUCUGUGAGAAUGUCAAAUUCUAGUGUUGAUAUAGAUCUAUCUUCAGUAUCUGUGAGAAUGUCACAAAUCUGGUGUUGAUAUAGAUCUAUCUUCAGUAUCUGUGAGAAUGUCAAAUUCUAGUGUUGAUAUAGAUCUAUCUUCAGUAUCUGUGAGAAUGUCAAAUUCUAGUGUUGAUAUAGAUCUAUCUUCAGUAUCUGUGAGAAUGUCAAAUUCUAGUGUUGAUAUAGAUCUAUCUUCAGUAUCUGUGAGAAUGUCAAAUUCUAGUGUUGAUAUAGAUCUAUCUUCAGUAUCUGUGAGAAUGUCAAAUUCUAGUGUUGGUAUAGAUCUAUCUUCAGUAUCUGUGAGAAUUUCACAAAUCUGGUGUUGAUAUAGAUCUAUCUUCAGUAUCUGUGAGAAUGUCACAAAUCUGGUGUAUAUAUAGAUCUAUCUUCAUUUUCUGGGAGAAUGUCACAAAUCUGGUGUUGCUAUCUAUCUGAGAAUGUCUUGAAGUUCGGUGUCAGGGCCAGAGGAAGCUCAGGCUAAUAUGAAAUAUAAUUAGGAGGUAUAAUCCAUUGAGAUAAAUUAUUACUGAUUAUUUUGCCAUCAUCUUUAUUUGUGCUUAUUUGUUAUAUUAUUGUUAAUACGUUACAUGCUGUUCACAAAUGUAUGCCAUUAUUGACAUUUUGUUUUAUUUACCAUAACUGUCACACAGCUUUACUUAAACCAUGAUCAACUUCAAAAAGUGUAGAUAUCUGUUAACAUCUCUGCAUAUAGUUAUCAAAUAUCUGCUAUUCAAAUCUCCUUAAACUCUAUUAAUUAUAUGUUUAACUGUUUUCAAUUUUACUGGUUGUGUAAAAAAAAAACUGAAAAAUCUUUCUAUAUGGCGCCACUGUAGCAAGACUAAUUAUAUCAUUAACAUAAUUCAUUUGAUAUUUAGAUUUAUCAUUAUGAUUAUUGAUUUUUUUUUUUCUGUAAAUAUGUAUAUACAUAUGACAAGUUUGUAUACAUUCUAUGAAGCAGUUGCUAUUAUGAAUUCUAGAAGGUAUACCAAUUUAAGUUCAAUAACUACGAAAAUAUCGGCAAUAAUUUCAUUUUCACUUAAUGAAGUUUGGUAUUCUGAAUCCUGUCUAUUGAAAACUAUCUAUGCAUGAGUUUUGAUGAGUGAUAAUUGACUUGGAUGAAGAUUUGUUAAAAACAUGUAUGUAUAUUUAAGACAUACAUUUUCUGCGUACUAGUACUGUUAGAAGUUAUGCUGAUGUGUGGUAUUGUUGUAAUUAUGUGUAUACUCCUGUUUUGUUGGAAUUUGAUUAUAACAUGUAGGAGUAAGAGACUACCAUUCCUUGUUAAUUUUAACUUACUUAGAUAUGUGAUAUAAGUAGUAUAUUAUAUAGAUAUGUAUAUUGUAAAUCUUUUAAACAGGAUUUAAUGUACCAUUUUAGAUAUCAUUAUUUUUUUUUAUUUGAAUUAAAUCUAAAUUCAUGAUCAUGAAAGUUUCUGUGAACCAAUAUUUAGACAUUUUAAAGGAACAUCAUUGCUGCCAUAAUGUCAAUAUACGUCAUAUUUUUAUAAGGAUUUGUCUGUCUCAAAGAAGAUUUGAUUUACAUGUUCUUUGAUGGAAAAUGUUAAGUCCUUCAGUUUGUAAAGGUUAGAUUUAACUUGAGAGCUGAAAUUUUAUUCAUAUUUUGAUAAUUUUAUGAACUUUCUUUAUAUGGAUUGGUGGAUCUACAUGGUAACGUCCAGAGUUAUAUACAGUUGUGUUCAUUAUAAACUAUAUCUCGUAGAAUACUGUUGAUAAUUUUUUUGUCGUAAUAGAAUUCUCUCAGACUUUAUAUAACAGUAUAUUUUCCAAUGUACAGUGUAUAUCCAUGUAUAUACUGCUAGGAAGAUAAUUUUGAAAACAUUACGCUGUAAAAUAACUGUAUUACGAUUGUAUAUAUCAAAGAUCUAAUACGAGAGGUCAUAUUAUUGAGAUUUUACCAAAUUAUCUGAUUCUUUUAAAUUAAUGAAUGGGUGUAAGGUUUCAUUUAUAUUAAAACUUGAGAAACAAAUGUUUUUCAAAGAUUGGCAGAAUACAGUUUCUCACUUUUGAAUACGUGUAUUAGGUUUAACGUUACAAUUUAGCAAGUCCGUGGGCGUCUAUCAUAUAAUAUCUAAAUAUAUCUACAUAUAUAUACUUCUAUACCAACUUUACAGAAAUAGAUGCAAAUGAUUUGCUAUUUAUAGUUAUUUUUUGUAAGAUGGUCUUGUACAAGAAAUGAUCACACAUCCAAACAUCAUUCUAUAUUUAAACAAUUAAAUUUUGCAGUAACCUUAUACUGUAACUUAAAGGUCAAUUCAAGUACAGCACCUAAAUUAUAUCGUCCAGUAAUCUGUAACAUUUAAUGACAAUGUUGCAUGAAAAAUUAUAUCAUAGUCACUGAAUGCCAAGUUCUGUUGCAUUCAUAGUGCUGUAAAUGCAAUGACGAUUUGUAAAGUUCAUUUAAGUACAAUAGAAAUAUAUUACAUAUUGAUUUGUGGUUGUGCAGAAGUUGGACAUGUUUCAUUUUACUUGUAUACGGUUGUUGAUUGUGAAAUUAUCACAAAAUGGUGAUUUUAUGCAAAGUACUCAAUACUGUGUGUUGUAGAUGACUUUUGUAUAUUGGCAUAUCAGAUUUAUUACUAGUUCAUGCCGAUUUGAUGUAUAUUUCAUAUGAAUUUAGAUGCAAUACUUAAAGUGCAAUAUAUAAAUGUUUAAUGGUUUGAUACAUGUUUGAUUGACCUGAUUAAACUACAGAUCACCAUUAUCUACUAUGUUAUAAAGUGUAUAAUGAUGAUCUGUAUUUUAAUUAGAUCAAUUUAUAAGUAUUGGUUUGGCUUAAUUUAAUGCUGUAAAAACCUAUUUUAUGAAUAUAUGAUUAAAAAAAUAUAUAUAUAAAUAAAAAUAUUUCAGAAAUGCUA
Messenger RNA from Pecten maximus, 6208 nucleotides. RefSeq names its product protein phosphatase 1L-like. Gene Ontology annotation, biological process: protein dephosphorylation. Bases 523 to 1578 code for a protein of 351 amino acids. The transcript has 5 exons. The record is from RefSeq and is a predicted model, not a curated record. NCBI's taxonomy places the organism in Eukaryota, Metazoa, Mollusca, Bivalvia, Pectinida, Pectinidae. Gene Ontology annotation, molecular function: protein serine/threonine phosphatase activity; cation binding.